Messenger RNA from Lasiodiplodia theobromae, 1965 nucleotides. RefSeq names its product Protein transport inhibitor response 1. The record is from RefSeq and is a predicted model, not a curated record. The coding region runs from base 1 to 1965 and encodes 654 amino acids. NCBI's taxonomy places the organism in Eukaryota, Fungi, Ascomycota, Dothideomycetes, Botryosphaeriales, Botryosphaeriaceae. The transcript is spliced from 2 exons.
AUGGCCCGCCACCCUUCGCCGCUAAUCUCGCUGCCCGCAGAGCUGCAGAUCAAGGUCGUGGAGGAGCUGUACGAGGACCCGCCGUGCCCGUACGAGGACCCGCUCGCCAAAGAUGCUUUCCUUGAGCAUGUCAAGGCCGUUCGCCUCACCUGCAAGGCGCUGAAAGCUGCCGCUACCGACAUCUUCCUGAAGACGUGGUUCUCUCACCGCUCCAUUGUCUUGGAGCGCAAGAGCCUGCUCAACUUCUACCAGAUCGCCACCACCUCGCCUUUCAACAGGCGCAUUGUGCAGCUCGAUGUCGCCGUCUACGAAUUCCGCCCGGAGCUUGCCCAGGACUUUACCGUCUUCCUUGCCCGCAUGGAGAAGGAGGCCCGCGACGAGAGCUGCUUCCUCCGCCACGACCGCGUCAAGGAGCAUUUCUUGGGCGAUGCUGAACGUGCUUCAGACUGGCCCAACGCGAGGGCUGCCUACGCUGCCUACAAGAAUCACGUCGACAACCAGGCUGAGCUUUACGAUCGCUUCGCCCACGUUCGCCUGCUGGCGCGCUCGCUCAAGGCUUUCAGUGGUCUCGGAAGCUUACGCACCAUCAGCGUCAAUGGCGCACAGUCUCCCCUCACCGGCGCCUGGACCAGCGGAAUUCUCCAAGAAUGUGGCAUAUCUCUUCUCCACAAGGAGAAAAUCGCCCUUCACCCCGCCACUCUGGGAACCGUCAUCCGCGCCAUGGCCUGUAGCGAGGUGGAGCUUUGCACACUAGUGACUGCUGGUUUGAACGUCAGUGCCUUGCAACUGCCACCCCCUCAGCGUCGCCGCUUCAGCAAAGUCGGUCUCAGCCACCUCCACAACCUCAGUCUCCGCUUAUUGGACCCCAAGCUUUUCCCUUCGGAGUCAAGCUCCGCGCUUUUUCGCUCUGGCCUGCUUGCUCGUUUCAUCCAACACGCCCGGAACCUAGCGAAUCUGAGCAUCGAGUUCUACAACCAGCCUUACGACGUGCCCCUCGCCAAACUUCUCGGACGCCGUAUUGAGAAGCUCGAGUCCCUAUCCCUUGGUGGCCUGGCCUACCAUGCCCAAGAUCUCAUUGAGUGGCUCACGGAAAAUAGCUCGAAGCUCGAACAUCUACAACUCGACUACUCCUCGCUCAUCUCCGGCACGUGGCGUGAGGUCUUCCGAAAGAUGCGGAGCAAUCUUGACCUGAAGUCCGUCUACUUCCACUUCCUAGCGGACGACGAGGAGUCGAUCCACAUCACUGGCGAGAAUGUGAACGAUUUCAUCUUGAAGAAGUCUUCAAAGGUGGACUGGGACACGAUGGAAAGCAAGGCGCUGCCCCAGAACGUGGGCGAUCUAGCAGGCCUUUUCUCCGUUGUUGUGAACAGCCAACCCACGCACCACCAUCACCACCACCACAACCAUAACCAUCAGCACCAUCACAACCAUCAGCACGGACAGAAUGGCGCGGAUCAUGCUCCAGAGGGCAAUGGACACAGCCCUAACGAAGCACACGAGGCUCCAGUCACCGCAGGUCCGGCUCCGCCCCCGGGCCACCCAUCAGGCGCUCAGGUUGAGACACAAGCCAACAACUCCGCGCCCGGAACCACCUCCUCGCAAAGCGAAACUACUGGUCCCGCUGUUGGGGCUCCUGGAAAUGCUGGUGGCAUCACGAACGGCACCUUGUCUUUGCCGAUGCCCCCGCCUCAGGUGAUAAGCGCCAUGCAAGAUCUCUUCCAGAGCGCCCUCGGGGUCUCUCUGGAUUUCCUGGAUGACUUUGACGACGGUGACGAAGAUGAUUUGUCGGACUCUUUCGAUGAUGACGAUAACGAAGAGUUCGACGACGAGGAAGCGUCUGACGAUGACUCUGAGACUGAAGGUGACGAGGAUAGUGACAUCAUUGAUGAGCAAGAUGAAGACGGCUACAUGACAGACGACUCCGAGGCUGAUGCUCUUGUCGAUAAAAUCACCAGCGAGCUAUAA